Messenger RNA from Drosophila willistoni, 5495 nucleotides. It is a transcript of the gene Ltn1, whose product is annotated as E3 ubiquitin-protein ligase listerin. Lineage: Eukaryota; Metazoa; Arthropoda; Insecta; Diptera; Drosophilidae. The record is from RefSeq and is a predicted model, not a curated record. Gene Ontology annotation, molecular function: ubiquitin protein ligase activity; ribosomal large subunit binding. The transcript has 13 exons. Gene Ontology annotation, cellular component: RQC complex; cytosol. Gene Ontology annotation, biological process: ribosome-associated ubiquitin-dependent protein catabolic process; rescue of stalled cytosolic ribosome. Bases 43 to 5310 code for a protein of 1755 amino acids.
UGCUAUCGAUAGCAAUCUGUCAAAUUGUAUUAAAGGAAAACAAUGGGUGGAAAAAAAGUACCACGCACUAAAAACAAUGCAAAGCCAUCCAACAGUAGCCGUACGGCCGAGUUGCUGGGCAGUUCCACUCCGUCAACAAUAUUUUUUGGUGGCUUGGGACUUGCCAAUUCAAAUGAUCAGGAUGCCUUCGAUGCCAACAUAAUUCCAGAACUGCAGAUUAUUUUGCGAAAACUAUCCAAAAAAGAUCCUAUGACUAAGAAGAAGGCUCUGCAGGAAUUGUUGGGAUGCAUUGUGGAUAACGAUGUAGAAACACUGAAAACAUUCUUGCCAUUGUGGCCUAAGCAUUAUCAAAAUCUAGCCAAUGAUCCGGAGCACAAUGUUCGUGAACUAAGCCAAUCUGUCACGCAGUUGCUGAUGUCGAAAUGCAAUAGAAAUAUGGCUCCAUAUCUAAAGCUCCUGGUUCCAGUGUGGUUGUGUAGCCGCUAUGAUAGCUAUGCGCCGGCGGCUAGCAUUGCCACCAAUUCUUUUCUUGAAACGUUUGCGGCAUCUGGAGCUAACCGGACAAAAGAAGUUUGUCAGCAUUGCCAAACAGAGAUUCUGGAGUAUGUGACACGUAAUAUUACUUUUCACACGGCAUCUACCAUGUCAUUGGGGAAGAGUCUAACGCCCGAGGAGGAAGAGCAAAAGUAUCAGCGUGUUUUGGUUAGCAGCUUCAAAGUAAUCUCCUUUUUGCUGCAGCAUGUAUCGUCACAAAUAGAGGAGGACAUCAAACAAGGCCUGGCAACUUUGCUGAACCAUCAGAAAUUCUGGAUAUUCGCCAAGCAUAAACUUCCAGCUAUAAGAGCUUCAUGGUUUGAGUGUGUUUAUCACAUACUACAAAUCCCUCUCCUGGAUAUCGUCACUUCACACAAGACUCAAUUGAUUUCUCUGAGCUUCCAGUUCAUAGACGAGGCGGAUCCUCUUGUAGCUCCUCACAUUUGGGGCUGUGUGUUGCUACUGCAAACUAACUACAACGAUUGGUACUCCUCUCUGAACAUGCGCAAGGCCGUAUUGCCCAAGUUAUCCACCAUGCUGAAAAAUGCCUUUAACCGCAAUGCCUCGGCAAUUUGCCCUAAUCUGUUACCAUUUCUAGCUAAUGUCACACAAGAAAGUCUGCAAGAUCUAGAUAUUUUGGAGUUCUAUAAACGAUUUUUUGAUGACUUGAAAAUAGGCAUAGUCGGAACAUAUGAUCCGCCGCUAUCCAAGUCGGAUAUAAUGGUGAUUCACAAUGCCUAUUUUGAGUGUAUGCGUUUUCUGCUUCAACAGAUGAAUCAGAAAGAGGGCGGAGAAGAAGAGCAGAGGAAUGAUUUCGCCAUUGAUUUGCUUCAGAAUCAUUUGCUUAAGCCAAUAGCUCAACUCUUAUCGGAUGAGAAUGCCCACGUAAAGUGCUUCUUUCAGCAUACAUCCGCACUGGUUGCCUUCUGGGAUCGCCAGUGUCAAAAUGGCCACGACAAGUCUUUGCUGUAUGGAAAGCUAUUGAAACUAUUUUGGACAGACAUUUUUGCAUUAGUCACUGAGAACUUGGCUGUCCAGGGUGAAGUGAACGAGCACUUGCUGUCGAAUGUUUUGCUGUUAGUCCAGAAUUUGCACGUGGCUAAUCCUAGUUUAGAGUCGCCAAGUGUCAAGUUCCAGGAAGAAACAGAGUCUCAGCAAGAAGAGAUAAUCAGGAGCAGUAAAAAAGAGACCCAGGAGGCAGCAGCCUUCAUACAGAAGGAGCUCAAGCAAUUGGCAAUUAAAUUGGUUAGAAUUUGUUUGGAUAAAGCAAAGAUCUCCACCAAUCCGUCAAGAUAUGUUGAGCAUAUCGGUAUUUUGACUCGAAUGUUCGGCGAUUUGAAGUUCUACGAAAGUCUAACGGAAAGCAACGAGAUCCGGGCCACAUUGGAUGUGAUAUUGGGUCUUCUGGGAAAUGGAUCCCACGAUAUCAAUAAGGAGACGUGCGAUUCGCUAAUGGAUAUUAUUUUUGAAGUUUUGGUUUGGUUGCAGCCGGAGCAACGUUUCGAGUAUAUUGAAAAGUCUCUGUUAAGAGUGCAGCACCACUAUGUACAGAAUCUUCUUCUCCAGCGCCUGCUUUCCUAUCCACUGUGCACAGAGCCUGCAGUCCGCCGCAUGCUAAUCACUGAAGAUAUUUGCACCAUCAUCGAUCGCAUUGCUAAUGAGGUAGUGGCGGAUAAUAAUCGGGAUAAGCUCAAUUUACUGCAUAAAUGCUUCUUUCAAACGGACACGGGUGAUAUACUCAUCAAUGCUGGCACAGUGGACCAGAUAUUGCGUGCAAUGUCGCAACCGUUGGAGCAAUCCUCCAACUUGGACAGUGAAACGGUGGAAGUGUGCGGUAGCUUUAUAGCUCAAAUUAUGCCUGUGAUUUGUAGCAAUGCCAAUUCAUCAUUGGCAGUGCGUCAGGAGAUAUUCCUGAAGCUGUUCAAAUUCAGUUUGGAGCAUCAGCCAGGAGACUAUCUAUCGGAGGAUACGCUGUGGGAGCUAACCACCUGCUGGCAGGAUGCUCUCUCCAGCAAGGAUAUCGAAAUUGAUGAAGAUCUAUUAAACAAAUGUGCGCAAAUAGUCGAACAACUGGCUUACAAAGUGUGCGACACUGAAGUUCGAACUGCCGAAGAAAUUCUGGUGGAUAGCAUGGCUGAGGCUAUGGCCAAGUUUGUUAUCUGCUCCACAGAGAACAUUGAAGACGAAACAACGAAACUUGAACGCAUAGAUACAACUCUAAAGGCCCUUCUAACAUCGCCAAUGAUAACUGAUGAACUGGUACACAAAUUUGAAAAUCGCUGUGUCUAUCUACAGGCUCUACAGUACGAGCUGGUGACAGGUAUUACUGCUGGCUCAGAAUUCAAAUCGGCCUGCUUCGAGGAGGAGCUCAUUCACAGCGUUAUAAGGCGUGCCGCUCUCAAUUUCUCUACCAUUGUUAAGCUGGUGUGUCCUGUGGACACACACGAGCAGCAGCCUGUCGCCAAUGGUGGCGUGGACGAUGAAAUUACCGAGGACUACUGUGAUCCCAAUGAAAAUAUUUUAAAGCACUGGAGUGACUAUCUGAAAGAGAAGAUCUUGCAGUGUCUCCGUGUGGCCGCUUCAGCUGAUUUGUGGCUGGAAAUUAGCGGUGAUCUGCAAUGCCCGAAAUUGGACUUAGUCUGCAUGCUUUCGGAAAACGUGCACAAUUUUAUGGGCAACAGCAGCGGUUUGGUCGAUAUCAUCAAGGAUCGUCUUGAGCAGCAGGCUCUCGAGCAGCAAUGCAGUCCAAUCAACAGCCGUCUCUUGGGUUAUCUAGUUCACCACAACCAAUACACAGUCUUCGAGGAAAGCGCUACUAUAUUGUUGCAUGAGCAUCUGGCUGAAAUUCUAACGAAUAAUGGAUCAUACAAAGCAUAUGUGAUGAUACUGCAGCACCUGCUUCCAAAGUUAGCACAAAGAUCUCUUGGUCUCAGCUUGCCUAUUAUGCGCACUGAUCCCCCUGAAAUCUGGGUGAAAGCUGCCGUCUUUCGUUGUCUCAUUGUAAAUAAUUUCGCUACGGAUCUUAAUACGCCUUCGGAUCGUAAUAUUAUUGUGUCGGCUGUACAAUUUCUUACUACCAUAGGGGAACAGAAUGCCAGCCAAAAAGAUUUGCUGCAUUACAAUGUGGAUUUACACAAGAUGUCCUACGAUUCAGUUCUGAAUACUGUGGAGUUUAUUAAACUUCUAACAGAAGUUCUUCAACGAUUUCCCUAUGAACUGAGUAUCAAGAAUUGGGACACGAUACGCAUUGGUCUUAGCUCAUGGAUAUUAACUCUGUCCAAAUCUCUGUCAAACUAUUGUGAUCCAAAGAUUUCUUUCUUUAUGUCGGCUGUCUAUCAACUUUUUGCCUCACUCAUGCGUUUCAUAUAUAGCGAGAAACAAAAGAGCUCAACGGAAAUGCUUAAAAAUGUGAUUGAUGAAUGGGAUACAUUAUUUGCACGGGAGGUUAAUGUGGUCUUGUUUAAAUCCUUUUACCAAGUAACCAAUGAAGAAGCGAAUGUCGACAAGGAUUUCCUGGUCUGCCAUCAGGCUCUUUUGGAAUCUAUAAUACCCACUUUGGAAUUCAUCGAUUACAGUUUUAUCUACAGCUUCUGCAAGUCGCCCAAUGCCAAAAUCAGUUUGGACCAUUUAUGCAAUUAUCUGCUGAAGCUACUUCAUAAUCGACAAUAUAGUGUACGGCUUUUUGCUGUACAUGCUCUACGGCAAUUGACACCCGACUUUGUGGCCGAUGACAUUCAGCUAAAUGAGAAACAUCAAAGUGAUUUGGAUAUCAAUGUGUCCUCACCCAUUACACAAUGGCACUUUUUGAAUCGCUUUGAAGAUUAUAUUACGCGCUACAAUUCGCUAAUAGAGAACUAUUUGAAGGAGUUCACAUUCAAGCUAACUGAACUGGACGACCUGGAACCCAUUGAUAAACACAAUGCUUUAAGCUACUUACUCAUUUGGGAUUGCGUGCUCAAUGCAUGCGCCAGAUCGCCAGUGUCGUUGCGUGCCGUUUACACCAAUUGGCUAAAUGAGAAUCACUACGAAGAGAAUUUUCUACAUUUUCUCUUCCGUGCCAUGCCGGUGGACAUAUUGAAGAAUCAUGGCGCCAAAUUGCAAAGCAAUAGUGUCUUUAAGGAGCUCACUUGGUCUCAAUUGAAGGAUAAAGAACUUUCUUUGGAACGAUAUGCCUGUCACUUGUACACUGAAGUAUUACGCAAAUUGCCCGCUGUGGUACGCAAAUGGUGGAAUACCAGCCAGUCCAGACAAAAGAAUUUUGUUGACAACCUUACCACAAACUAUGUGAGCACCUUGAUCUGCAGCGAAGAGCUCAAAGCGAUAGCGAAUCGCAAAGAAAAACACGAAAAUAUGCAGGUUACUGUUCACAUUUCAACUCGAGAAGUAUUGGCUGUCUAUGCAAUUGAUGAGGCUCGCAUGGAGCUGGUCAUUUCACUGGCUUCCAAUUAUCCUCUUGGUGCGGUUAAAGUGGAAUCCGGCAAGCAAAUAGGCGGACGGGCUUCAUCGCGCAAUGUGGGCAUGCAAUUGACUCUCCUUCUAACACAUCAGAAUGGCACCAUUUACGAUGGCCUAACGAUGUGGAAGAAUAAUCUUGACAAGAAAUUCGAAGGCGUAGAAGAAUGUUAUGUGUGCUAUACUGUCAUCCAUCAGGAUACAUGCCAGUUGCCGAAACUGACGUGCAAAACUUGCAAAAAGAAAUUCCACGGACCCUGUUUAUAUAAAUGGUUCACGACAAGCAGCAAAUCGACAUGUCCCAUUUGUCGCAAUGUCUUCUAAAUGUUACAUAAUGUGUUAUAUAUCUAAAUAUAUAUGAAAAGAAAAGGCAAAUGCAAAAAAGAGAAACAAAAACAUUGGCAAAAAUCAAAGAAAAUCAUUUUGAAGUAGUUCAGUUGAAUUUUUGGGCAACCAACCAAUCUGUAAAUCACUAGAAUAAAAACUAAAAACAAAAUUGUAGAAAUUAA